Messenger RNA from Anguilla rostrata (American eel), 3268 nucleotides. RefSeq names its product gamma-aminobutyric acid type A receptor subunit alpha2a (gene gabra2a). The transcript is spliced from 10 exons. The record is from RefSeq and is a predicted model, not a curated record. Gene Ontology annotation, molecular function: inhibitory extracellular ligand-gated monoatomic ion channel activity; benzodiazepine receptor activity; GABA-A receptor activity. Bases 306 to 1670 code for a protein of 454 amino acids. Gene Ontology annotation, cellular component: dendrite membrane; GABA-A receptor complex; synapse. NCBI's taxonomy places the organism in Eukaryota, Metazoa, Chordata, Actinopteri, Anguilliformes, Anguillidae. Gene Ontology annotation, biological process: chloride transmembrane transport; synaptic transmission, GABAergic; signal transduction.
UUUGAGAUCUGGAAAUGUAAGUUCGUGAGUGGAACUAAAAUCCGGGAAAGCCCCAAGCAAGGGUUAGGGCACGAACGAUGAGAAGUACUCUCACUACUCUCGUUUCAAAGUGAUUUCCUGGCGUUUGGAAUUCGUUCCUGCUCGCUCUCGUGUGGUCCGCGCGCUCUCCGGGUCUCACCUAAACCUAACAGAACACAACCAGUGUAGUUGCGGCAGUGUUCUCUUCCGUGCAACUUUCACAUAUUCUCUUGCACAGGAUCACACCAAAGGAGAGACACCCCGCAGAUCAGGUGGAAAUAUCAGCGAUGGGGGAGCGGGUGGAUUUAAAUCACUUAUUUUUUAUUGGAUUAUCGGUGAUGGUGUUUUUGCAAGCAAGAUCAAGAGCGGACGAGACGGCCACAGACGCCUUCAAGAACAACAUCACCCUCUUCACCAGAAUCUUGGACAGCCUCCUGGACGGCUACGACAACCGGCUUCGACCUGGCCUGGGAGAUCGCGUCACAGAAGUGAAGACUGAUAUUUAUGUCACGAGUUUUGGCCCGGUGUCGGACACGGACAUGGAGUACACGGUCGACGUGUUCUUCCGGCAGAGCUGGAAGGACGAGCGGUUGAAGUUCCACGGCCCCAUGAACAUCCUGCGCCUGAACAACCUGAUGGCCAGCAAGAUCUGGACGCCCGACACCUUCUUCCACAACGGGAAGAAGUCGGUGGCGCACAACAUGACCAUGCCCAACAAGCUGCUGAGGAUCAUGGAGGACGGAACGCUGCUUUACACCAUGAGGCUGACGGUGCAGGCAGAGUGUCCCAUGCACUUGGAGGACUUCCCCAUGGACUCCCACUCCUGCCCACUGAAGUUCGGCAGUUAUGCCUACACGAUCACCGAGGUGACGUACGUCUGGACGCGGAACGCCUCCAAUUCCGUGGACGUGGCGCCGGACGGGUCGCGGCUGAAUCAGUACGACCUGCUCGGACAGACAGUCGGCGAAGAAACCAUCAAGUCCAGCACAGGUGAGUACACAGUCAUGACGGUGCACUUCCAUCUGAAGAGGAAGAUCGGCUACUUUGUCAUCCAGACCUACCUGCCCUGCAUCAUGACCGUCAUCCUCUCCCAAGUGUCCUUCUGGCUCAACAGAGAGUCUGUGCCCGCCAGAACUGUUUUUGGAGUGACGACCGUGUUGACCAUGACCACCCUGAGCAUCAGCGCCCGGAACUCCCUCCCCAAGGUGGCCUACGCCACCGCCAUGGACUGGUUCAUCGCCGUCUGCUACGCCUUCGUCUUCUCUGCCCUCAUCGAGUUUGCCACCGUCAACUACUUCACCAAGCGCGGCUGGGCGUGGGAUGGAAAGAGCCUGGUGAAUGACAAGAAGAAAGAGAAGGCCUCUGUCGUGAAGAAGAACAACGCGUACGCUGUAGCUGUGGCCAACUACGCGCCCAACAUCACCAAGGACUCGGCCCUGCCCACCAUCUCCAAGGGCGCGACCCCUGACCCCUGCAAGGUCAAGUCCGAGGCCAAGCCGGCGGAGAACAAGAAGACCUUCAACAGCGUGAGCAAAAUCGACCGCAUGUCCCGGAUUAUGUUCCCGGUCCUGUUCGGGACCUUCAACCUGGUUUACUGGGCCACUUAUCUCAACCGAGAACCAGUCAUCACGGGUCUGGUUCCCUCGAAGUAGAGGAGCAGAGCACAGUUUACAGUGUUCUGGGUAAGAGACUCCAGACGUGCCAAAUACAGCCAGGAAUCUCCGAAUUUCGGUCAACUGGCCCCCAAGACAACGACAACAGUGACAUUUUUUAAAAAUCCUUUUUACUUCCACAGUGCUAUUAAAACGACAUCACUGUAAAUAUCGGUUUACAUGUGCAUUUAUCUAUAGUUUGUACUGUACAAUGUUUGGGUGACAGUUCUGGAAAAAAAAAAGAAAGAUCUUUAGUCACGCUUUUGAGGUUGCACCUUCUACACCUGUAAGUACUCUGUCAGUCAUCUAUAACUGCUGUGAGGACACUCUGUUACAAAAUUUGUAAUGACACGAAAUCUGUGAUGAGGGUAAAUGCAGAUUUUGAUGCCAUUUUAAAUACAUGAAAUUGCACAAGGCUGUUAAUACAGUUAUGACAGCUGUAAUUACCGUGUAAUUAUAUAGGAAUUACAGCUACGUAAUGUAAUGUCUUAACAGAUACUGGUAGGCUGGUUUGUGUUCAUAGUUUCAGUAACAUGAAGACUCCCUGCACUGAAAUCCACUGCUCUAUUACAGCUGUAGAUGGGGAAUUGCAGUACAGUGUGUAUUUUUAUUGUGUAUAUUUUCGCCUGUCUCUCUGAAUUCAUUACUUCUUCUUUGAAGCAGUGGUAUAAAACGAGAAUCUCUGUUCUUUUUUUGUUCAGUAAGAGAAAAAUAUCAGUGGACCAAAACAUUUGCUGCAGUUGCUUCAGCUCAAAGCCUUUCAUUUUUAAAUUUUGAAGUCCUCACUUUAAAAGCAUCACCUGCACAGAUCCUAGGUAUACACCAUUUUCAGAUCUAUUUUCUUUUUAGAUUGCACUUUUGACAAGAUUUUUGCCAAAAAAAAAACAAAAACAAAAGCUUCUCAUCCUUUUAUUAUUCCAUUUAAUUUACAUUUUAUUAAUCUGUUUGUGAACAACCGCAUUUAAAGGCCUUCAUAGUUGCAUUUGUACAUAUUCGACAAAGUAAUAUCAGUAUUUUUAUAUUUACACCCUUGUCUCAUUUUCCCAGACUCAAUUUCCUGGUUUGAGCCAAAUAUUUUGUUACAGUACAUUAACACAGCAAGAAAAACAACAUUGCAGGGAAAAGCUCUUCUUAAUAUUUAUUAACUCUUUUCUUUUUUUGAAAUUGAAUAUCAUAUCAAACCCAGGAAGCAGGAAGCCUUGAGAACAAAAUCUCUAAUUCAAGUUAUGAUAUCUUUUCAGUACAUAUGCUGCAGAUCUUUGAGAAGCAACCAUUCUGUAUAUUUAUUUGGUUUUUAAUUAAAGGUUUUAAACACAGUUGCCUUCCCUUUUAUUUAUUUUGAAAUAUUUUUGCUGUUGUUAGUUGAUGGAAAUAAGGGAGAAAAAAAAAAACUUUGUUUAAAACAUUUCUAUUGUAAGUAAAAUGUGGUAUAGCUAGAAUUGUUGCUGUAGUGUGCACUUAAUGUUAAAAUGUGAAGUGCACAAUAUUAAAAUUCUGAACACUGUUUACUUGAAAUACACAAUCUCACAAAAUGACUAUUUUUUGAUUGUGAAAAUAAAGUAACUUCACUGUGAAUGGAAAUUUUUUAUUGUAUUUUU